This is a messenger RNA of Jatropha curcas, 770 nucleotides long. NCBI's taxonomy places the organism in Eukaryota, Viridiplantae, Streptophyta, Magnoliopsida, Malpighiales, Euphorbiaceae. The record is from RefSeq and is a predicted model, not a curated record.
AAUUCCUACUCCGACCUCACGUUGGAUUUCCAAGCAGGAGCGAAACCAGAAAUACCGACCCGACCUUUCCUAAUAUAAAUACUCCUCCACCCUCUUCUUUCUUCUCAAACUGUGAUUCUAAACGCAACUGUUCUUGUCUGAUCUCGUCUUUCGUCUUUGAUUCUUCGUCUCUUAAGUUCUUCUCUUGUUUUCAAGUUCUCGUUAAUCAAAGUACAUGGUUGAUCUAGAAAUUCAGGUUCCUGCUGCUUUUGAUCCAUUCUCUGAGGCCAAGGAUUCAGGUGCGCCUGGGGCGAAAGAGUAUGUGCAUAUUCGCAUUCAACAAAGGAAUGGAAGGAAGAGCCUGACUACAGUUCAAGGGCUGCCUAAAGAGUUCAGCUACGAAAAGAUCGUCAAGGCUCUCAAGAAGGAAUUUUGUUGUAAUGGGAAUGUUGUACAGGACAAAGAACUUGGCAAGGUAAUCCAGCUUCAAGGCGAUCAGCGAAAGAACGUUCAGAGUUUCCUUGUCAAUGCUCAGCUUGUGAGGAAGGAUCAGAUCAAGAUUCAUGGUUUUUAGAAGCCUUUGCUGGUGGCUUUAGCUAAUCACCAUUGAUUUUUACUUGUGUGGUUUUACGGUCGAGGGACCUCUUAUGUGCUAUUAGCAGUUUGUUACUUCUUAAGCUUGUUUGAGUGUGUUUUAUUUUUACCCUUUGAACCUUUUUCUCUUUCUCGAUGAGAAGUUGUACUGCAGAAGUUUCUGUUAUGAUGGUAAUGGAUGUUAUUUGUUUAAAUGA